Molecule: messenger RNA, 5408 nt
Organism: Polyodon spathula (Mississippi paddlefish)
Lineage: Eukaryota; Metazoa; Chordata; Actinopteri; Acipenseriformes; Polyodontidae
Product: iporin-like
Exons: 12
Coding region: 351-5279 (1642 amino acids)
Cellular component (GO): cytoplasmic vesicle
Molecular function (GO): protein binding
Source: RefSeq, a predicted model, not a curated record
GGGGGAAACUGUAUGGAAGGAGAAUGCGCAUUACCUCUGCAAUAUCAGAGACCCAGCUGUUAGACUGAGAGAGAGAAAGAGCUGGAGAGAAAGAUAGAGAGAGGGAUUCUGUGCAAAGGGAGAUGUGUGGGACACUGUGAUGCACUGUUCUGUACUGACGUGACAGAGUGGGCGACUGAAGAUGUACUGUUUACAUUAAAGGAUUAAAACAAAAUGCAACUGGAUUGAAGAUGUUUGGCUGAUACCCCGAUGACGUCUUUACCAUGACGUAUUGGAACCCGCUGUCUCACGGUCCCCGAUGUGUGGAUCCUAGCACUGGGCUGCUAAUCUGAACUGGCGACACAGACAGAAUGGACAGCCCUCCCAAACUGUCAGGGGAGACCCUAAUCGUUCAUCACAUCCCUCUGGUGCAUUGCCAGGUCCCGGACAGGCAGUGCUGCGGCUCUGUCACGCGGGCUAGCCCCUUCUGCCAAUCUGAUCUGGGGCUGACCCGGACCACCUCCCUGCCUGAGCAGGAUGUCCAGCAGAAGGAGGCGCUGGUUUACAGCAGCCUUAUCCAGACCUCCAGCGGCAGGGGCAGUGUUGUCAGCAACUCCUUUUCUUUCUCCUCCUCCAAUAACUCAGAGGAACUGCCCUCUCAGUCCAAGAGCAGGGACCCAGUUGCCAAAGCCAACCAACAACGGCACAACCCCUUUCUCCUGAACUCCGAGGAAGAAGUACAAGACAACAGUCUGGAUGGCUACCUGGAGGACUCUUCCUUCCAUCUUCACGGUAACAGCAACACCCACACGGGCAAGCAGUCUUCCUUCCAUCUGUAUGACCUCACAUUUGCUCCAGAGCCUUUCCUAUUGCACGACGGAGUUGGGUUAGUGCACAAGACCUGGAAUGGUGUGGCUGGCAGACCGAUCAUAGCUGAGGGGCAGGAAGUUGGUGAGACCAACCACGAUGCCAACGAUGUCACCGCUGGUUCUAAAAAUACAGAACGACUGCCAGAGUGCCUGGAUAUUAUGGGAUACGACUGCCAACAACGGCACGGCAGCAGCGGCUCCACGCUGUCCAUGGACUGUGGGGAGCAGGAGUGGAACGCCAGCCCUCCCGAUGAUGAGGACCAGCUGAGGAACGGGGAGCGGAGCCAGGCCUGCAGCUGCUGCUCCAGCUCAGACUUCCCUCUGGCAUCUUCCUCCCAACGCUGCCAUUGCUGCUUCUACAGCUUCUCUGACCCCUCGGAGAUGACGGACCAGCAGAUGGGCUACAUCAGCGACUCCUCCUGCAACAGUUCAGAUGGGGUGUUGGUCAACUUCAGCGCCAUCUACAACAAGAUGAACAACGGUGGGCCUUCCAAGUCCCUCAACCUGAACUCCGGGGACCAGUCCUGCACUUCCUCUAUUUGCAGCCACUUGGAAGCUGGGGGAGCCUUCUACCUGGACCUGCACACCUCCCCUACCGAACCCAAGGAAGACUCCUCCCAGGAGCAAGGCAGCAAGACCUGCAGCUGCUGUCACAAACACCAACAGCAGCAGCAGAGUCCACAGGGUCUGGAUGCCAACUGCAACUCCUACCACCUCCACUGUGGCGGCGGGCCCUGCCUAUCCGAAGGCUCGGACCUCACCUCCUGCUUCCAGAGCCAAGCUCGCUUGGUGGUGGCCACCCAGAACUACUACAAGCUGGUGACCUGCGACCUGUCUUCCCAGUCCUCCCCGAGCCCUGCUGGGUCUUCCAUCACCAGCUGCUCGGAGGAGCACACCAAGAGCAGCCCCAGCCAGCCCACAGAGUACUACCUCUUCCAGAAGCCGGAGGACAACCAAGAGGUGAUGAAAGAAGAGCAGCCGGAGAAAGAGGUGGAGGAAGAGGAACACACGCAGGGCUCAGAAAUGUCUAGGAAUGUCAUUGAGGGUCAAGUCUAUGUCAACAUCUCUCCUCCCAACAUGAGCAGCGGGAGGACACGGUCCAGGAGCUACGACCGCAACCUGGACAGGUCUCCCUCCUCUCGACUGGGCACUCUGGAACGCAUGCUGAGCUGCCCGGUCAAGCUCAGUGAGAGUGCCUCACACUGCUCCUCCUCGCACCGCUCCUCCCCUCCCCGUCGCGUCACCUCUUUCGCAGAGAUCGCCCGCAGCAAGAAGAAGAGCAGCAGUGUGGGAGGGGGCUCCCCGCCUCUGAGGACCAGCACAGACUCCUCUGCAUCCUUGGAGUUCUCCCCAGUCGGCGAGCUCCAUCUCCCCCACCACAGUGGGGAGAGCCACAGCUUGCCGCCCAUGCCCUUUGUGCGCUACAACCAGGGCAGCUAUGACCUCAUAACCUCCACCGGGGGAGGAAACCCCCUUCAACAGGGGCCCCCUAGACCCCUAUGUGAUGCCCCCAGAUCUGCCAGGGAGACCCGGACUAAAGCAGAAGGAGGUGCCUCGGAAGGCAACCCAGUAAUGCGCUACAGCAAAGAGCAGCGCCCCACCACCCUGCCCAUACAGCCCUUUGUGUUCCAGCACCAGCUCAGCAAGCAGCCCUCCAAGCUGCGACCCCUCCUCAGCGACUACGUCAGCCAGAUGUACAGCCGUCCCAGCGGGCAGCCUGCCAGGGACAGGGGCUCGCAGAGGGAGGAAGAGCACAGGACGAGGAUAAUGGCCCCCGAGACGGUGCGCCCAUCCCCACUGGGCAGCUACUCCCCAGUGCGCAACUGGGCCCUCAGCUCGGAAACCUGCUCCACCUGCACCCCCACUCCAGACAGGGGGCUAUCCUCGAGCCAGCCCCGUCGCAGCCGCUCCUGCCCGCUGUCCGCCGGCCUCCUCCCCGUCCGGCCAAGCACCGGCACGGUGCAGCCUGCCAUGGCCAGCCAAACCAGAGACCAAAGCUGGGAGGGGCCAAAGCAGCAGCAGCAGCAGCAGCAGCAGGAGGAGGCAACCCAGCCCUUGAGCAAAGACACAGCCCUCUCCGGAUACUGCCUCCAUCGCAACUCACUCCCGACGCUGUCUACCGACGGGUGCAGCCCGCUGGGUCACCUGGAGCCACAGCAGAGGAGCAGAAGCAGCGAUGGGGUCCAGGCAAGCAACGUGCUGAGCAAUGAACCGACCCGGACACCCAACGCUCACCACCUGGCAGCUCACCACCUGUCACUGCAGGCCCUGAAGUGGCGUGAGUACCGUCGUAAGAACCCGCUGGGAUUGGAGCGAGCGCUGGCGGCCCAGCUGGCAGGCAGUUUGGACACCAGGAAGCCAGAUAGUAGACUGGCCCGUCGAAACGUGUUUGAUUUCCCUGCCUCAGCCAUCCACAGCCACUCCAGACUGAAUGGUCACUCAGUGAAGCAGCUGCAGAACUACUGCAGCGAUUUCUUUCCAGACUACUUCUCCCUGGCAGAGAAACCUCCGGACGAGUUCUGUCUGUCCCCCGACGCCACCACCAAGUCCAUCUCCAUAGACCUCCUGCAGAAGAAAUGUCUGGUAAAGGCUAUUAACACUGCAGUGGAUCUGAUCGUGGCCCAUUUUGGAACCAGCCGGGAUCCUGGAGUAAAGGCUAAGCUGGGGAACAGCUCGGUGAGCCCCAAUGUGGGCCACCUGAUCCUGAAGUACCUGUGCCCUGCCCUCCGAGAGGUCCUGCUGGACGGGCUCAAAGCUUACGUCCUGGACAUGAUCAUUGGGCAACGCAGGAACAUGCCCUGGAGCCUGGUGGAGGCCUCAACGCAGCUCGGACCCUCCACCAAAGUGCUGCACAGUCUGCACAGUAAGAUCAGCCAGUACUCAGAGCUGACCAAUCACAGCAUGCGGUUUAACGCUUUCAUCUUCGGACUCCUCAAUAUCAGGUCUUUGGAGUUCUGGUUCAAUCACCUGUAUACGCACGAAGACAUUGUGGCAGCACACUACCACCCGUGGGGUUUCCUGCCCCUGUCUCAGGGGGUGUGCCAGCCUCUGUUCGAGGACCUGCUCCUUCUGCUGCAGCCCCUGUCCCUGCUACCCUUCGACCUGGACCUGCUCUUUGAGCACCGGCUGCUGCAGAAGGGCCAUGAGCAGCUCCGGCGCAAAGAGCAGCUGUGCUCAGCCGGCCAAGGCCUGGAGCAGUCAGUCCGCUCCACCUUCCAGCUCAUGAGGGGCUGGGGGGCAGGCUCGGCCAGAGAGGGGGCCCUCGAGUCCCGGAGAGAAGGGGCGGGGAGCGAGAGCGCAGGCCUGAGGGCAGAGCUGAAAGACACGGAGGCCUUACCUAGCAGGAUAGAGAGAGAAAAGAGGAAAGGGUUCACAGCGACGGGAGAGGAGUCUUUGAGGGAUCCUGGGGCAAGUUGUAAAGGGGAUGGGCAGCCGAAGGCAGUGGGAGAGAGGCCGAAGGCAGCCGGCAGAGAGUCGUGGUGGGAAAGAGAGGAAGGUGAGCGUGAGAGGAGGAAGGAGAAUGAGACAGAGCAGCAGCAGAUGCCCGAGGGGGUGAGGCAGAAGGACAGACAGGCAGGAUGGUGGUACCAGCUAAUGCAGAGCUCCCAGGUGUACAUUGAGAACUCCAAUGAGGGCUCAAAGUUCAUCAAGUGUGAGAAGAGAAAGAAGCCCGCUGGAGAGGCCAAUGGCGGCCACCACCAGGGUUGCAACACCAAGCUGGGAGGAGGGAGGGGAGCCGCGUUGGAUUCGGGAGGCAGGCAGGCACGACCACCGCCCAGAGAGGGAGUGGUGGAGGGGGCCGAGGCUAUACAGGAGGCAAGGAAGGAGCUGAGCUCCGAGGAGAAAGGGAAGCCGUCGUGGAUGGGUAGCCCUCCGGAGUCAGUGCUCCAUGAGCUGAAGCAGAGCAAGGACAAGGAGUCAGAGAAGCAGGCUGCAGAGAAGAACGCCCCCCAGGGGCAGGAGAGCCCAGAGGGACUGCAGGGGCUGCGCUGGGGGAGGCUCUUCGGGGCUGGAGUCGGAUCUCCAGUCAAGACACAGAGAACAGAACAGCGGCCAGCCAGGACACAGAAGAGCAGGUUGCCGUCGGGGUGGCUCAGUCUGGAUAAGUCAGUAUUGGACCUGAUGGCACAGACAGUGGGGGUGGGGAAACGCAAGGACACGCCCCCUUUGGAACAAUCCUCACCCCCAGUAGUGGAACAGGGCCCAGAGCAACAACAGGAAGCACAGGUUCCCAAGCAACAAGCUCCAUGGGAGGUGAGGGCCCUGUGUCACCACAUCGCCACCGAGCCGGGUCAGCUGAGCUUCAACAAGGGGGACGUGCUGAGAGUGCUGGGCCGAGCUGAACCCGAGUGGCUGCACUGCAUGCUGGGGGAGCUCUCUGGACUCGUUCCCAUCAUCUACGUCACCCUGCCUGAGCGGGACAGCAACUGAACUGCAGAGCCUGGGGGGGACGACAACCACUACAGCAGAGAGAGCCGAGGCUCUCUGCAUUGCCAAUCCAAAACUGCCCACUUCAUUGUUCUUCAGCCACCAUUAAAUACUUCAAUACAUGCACAGCUA